AUAGUUUCAAAUUAUGUUUUGAUUUGCUAAAAGAAAUUAAUUAUACUUUAAAUGUAUGAUAUAUUUCUCUAAGAUUUAGAUAAAUCUAUUAUAAAAAUGGAAAAUUCAUUCUUUGAAUAUCGGGAUAAAACUGGAGUAGGAAGUGAUUCUGAUACUGAAUUUAUUGAUAAUAGUUUAAUGGAAGAAUCGUUUACUCCAAAAACACCGGGAAAGAAAAAUCAGACUGCUUUCGUUCCUGAAUCUGACGAUUCUCUUACAGGAGGAGAGUCUGAAGAAGAGAAUGCAUCUAACAAUGUAUCAAAAACAAUCACAAGACGAAGUAGUGCCCAAAACUAUCAUAUAAUCUUGAGUAGUGAUGAUGACCAAAGCAAAAGUGGGAGUAUAAGAAAAAAGUUAAGUUCAUCGAAGAAAUUAGUAGUCAGCUCGUCAGAAGAUGAAGAGCAAGUCUCUCCAGAAAUCAUACCCAAACGACGUCCAAGAAUUAAAGAAACCAGCAGAUCGUCCGAUUCUUUUAUUAUACCAGUGCGUAAAACCAAAAAGAGAAUGAUCCUUGAUUCGGAUACCGAAAAUUCUAUUAUCAUAGAGCACGACAAAAACAAGAAAUUGGCUUGUUUGAAAGAUACUCCGUUGAAAAUUGAGGAUACCAAAAAAAAACUUUAUCAAAUACAAAAUAUGAGUUUCGAGAGUAAUGUUAGCAUUCAAAUCAGCGACGACGAUGAAGAUGAUGAUGAGAAUGAAAGUAGUGUUAAAUCUCAAGAAAGUGAUAGCAAUGAAGACCAAGCUGAACUUGAAACUGACAUAAAUGUAGAUGACAAAAAAAUUGAGGAUACCAAAAAAAAACUUUUUCAAAUACAAAAUAUGAGUUUUGAGAGUAAUGUUAGCAUUCAAAUCAGCGACGACGAUGAAGAUGAUGAUGAGAAUGAAAGUAGUGUUAAAUCUCAAGAAAGUGAUAGCAAUGAAGACCAAGCUGAACUUGAAACUGACAUAAAUGUAGAUGACAAAAAAGUUGAUGAUAUUGUUCAAAGCAAUGAUGAAAAUGAUGAUGACGAAUCUAAAAGCAUAAACGAUGCUGAUGAAAAUUUAGAUGAUGGUAGUAAGAAUAGAGUAAGCACAAGCGAUGAAGGCCCCGAUGAGGACCAAAUGGUGAUGUCGCGCGCAACACGAAUGAGUAUCAUGGGUGUGAUACCGAAGGAACACGAUAGUGACGAUUCUGACUUUAUACAGUAUGAUGAUACAAAUCAGACAUCACGUGCCAGUUCCGCGGCGAGUUUGUCGGAUUCACGGAAUUUGGAGACGAGUGUAAAUAAAACACUACAGCUAGAGCCAGAUGUGGACGAAGCUUCUAGAAUAUCUUGUUCGCCCAUAAAGAGCCCCCUCCGCGAUAUAACCAAUGAAAUCGACGAUUCUGUCAAAGAUGAUCCAAAAGCAUAUAGUCCUGAAAUAUGCGAUUUAACUAGAUCUGAACCUUCUGGUAUUAGAAAUAAGGUGCUUAAUAAUUUGAGCAAAGUAAGCAAUGUCGAAUACAAAGAGAAUAAAAUCGACGAUGACAUCACAAUCAUAGACACGAAACCGGAAAUCAUAGCGUUGAGCAGCGACGACGAGGAAGAGAUAAAAGAUGAAAAGAAAUCACCCAAGAUAAAGAAGAGUCCCAAAGGGAAAACCGAAGAGGCAUCUGUACAGCGAGUGAGCAGUGAUAUUAAACAGUACCUCCUGCCGCCGAGCUAUCCCAACCAAGUCGUGUACGUCAAGAAACAUGUACGAGAAAAUGAACUCAGUAAACUUAACGGACUUAGGGAGGAUUUGCAGAAUAUCAGGUACUUGCUGGAGAACAUGGAUGUGGCCACGCUGCCGGACGGCGGGGUCAAGCUCAUCGAGCGACUCACGGCGCUGGAGGCCGACGUGCGGCGCCAGGGGGACAAGGUCGCCGCCAUGGUCGUCGAGCCCGAUGAGCCCACAGCAGAGGACGUGGCCAAGGAUGGCUUCGCGAACGAAGACAAGGGCCUGUCGUGGGACGACAUCCAGAAGGCCAGCAACGCGGUGCAGCCGCGGAUGUUCGGGCGCCAGGCGAUGGCGACGCACAUGGCGGAGCGCAACCUGAUCCUGGAGCGCCUGCGCGACCUGCACGCGGCGCUGGCGUCGCGGCCGCCCGAGCACGCGCACGCGCCGCAGCCCGCCGCCGUGCGCAGCGCGCUCAUGCCGCACCAGCUGCACGCGCUGGCCUGGCUGGCGUGGCGCGAGACGCAGCGCCCGCGCGGCGGCGUGCUGGCUGACGACAUGGGUCUCGGCAAGACGAUUACAAUGAUAUCUCUGAUCGUGAGUGAUAAGGAGAAAAAUCUCGAUAACGAAGACGAAGACGAUGAUCCAGAUAAGGGUCGACUGGCGCAGGGCGGCACGCUGGUGGUGUGCCCCGCGUCGCUGCUGCAGCAGUGGGCGGGCGAGGUGAGCACGCACUGCGGCGCGCACGCGCUGUCCGUGUGCGCGCACCACGGCGCCGCGCGCGCGCUGCAGCCGCGCCGCCUGGCCGCCGCCGACGUCGUGCUCACCACCUACAACAUCCUGCAGCGCGAGAGCGAGAAGGGCGGCGUGCUGACGCGCGUGUUCUGGCGGCGCGUGAUCCUGGACGAGGCGCACGCCGUGCGCAACCACAAGGCGGCCACGUCGCAGGCCGUGUGCGCGCUGCGGGCGGCGCGGCGCUGGGCGCUCACGGGCACGCCGCUGCACAACAAGGACCUCGACCUCUUCGCGCUGCUCAAGUUCCUGCGCUGUACGCCCUUCGACGACCUCGCCAUGUGGAAGAAAUGGAUCGACAACAAGAGUCAGGGCGGUCAGGAGCGCCUCAACACGGUGAUGCGCUGCAUCAUGCUGCGACGCACGAAGCAGCAGCUGCAGGAGCGCGGACAGCUCAAGUGUCUGCCGCAGCGCACCGAGCACCAGCAGGACGUGACCCUCGACACCGACGAGAUGAACGUCUACCAGAAGGUGCUGGUGUUCUCGAAGACACUGUUUGCUCAGUUCCUGCACCAGCGCGCAGAGCGCCAGGCCGACGCGCAGGGCUUCCUGCCGCCGGGCAAGGACAGCCAGUAUGCGAAGGUGCACAAGCAGAUGAUCGCACUGCAGGGUGCGAAACCCGUGAAAUCUCACGAGAUCUUGGUUUUGCUGUUGCGUCUUCGACAGGUGUGCGGACAUUGCGGCCUCAUUGCCAGCAUGCUGGACCCUGACGAUGCGCCAGUUGACGAGGACCUGGGCAGCAAAGAUCUUCUGGCUGAGCUCAAUAAACUCACUUUGGACGAUUCGCGUUCAAGACGGAAGAGUGGUGAAAAGAAAAAGGAGGAGGAAGAAGAAGAGGAAGCGGAGGGCACGACGGCCGCCGAAGCCAUCCGCUCCGUACUGUCGCCCAACAACCCCGUGUUCGACCUGCAACGGAGAUCUGCCAAGAUACGGGCCGUCAUGGAAUGUCUACAGGAAAAUGUCUUCAAAAAUAAGGGCGAGAAGGCGGUGGUGGUGUCGCAGUGGACGUCCGUGCUGGCGCUGGUGGAGCGCGAGCUGCGCGCGGCCAAAGUGCGCUGCGUCACGCUGAGCGGCCGCGUGCCCGUGCCCGCGCGCCCGCCGCUCAUCGCCGCGCUCAACGACGCGCGCUCCGACGUGCGGGUCAUGCUGCUCUCGCUGUGUGCGGGGGGCGUCGGUCUGAACCUGGUCGGCGCGAAUCACCUGCUCUUGCUGGACCCGCACUGGAACCCGCAGCUGGAGCAGCAGGCCCAGGACCGCAUCUUCCGCGUCGGCCAGACCAAGCACGUUCACAUAUACAGGUUCACGUGCUUGGACACCGUUGAGCAGUCCAUCAGACAGCUUCAGAAGGCGAAACUGGAGCUAGCGGACAACGUGCUCACCGGAGCGAAGAACAAUACCGCGUCGAAACUUACCAUUGAAGACCUCAAGUUACUUUUCAAUAUGGGCCCGCAAUCUACCUCAUGAAGUUAACAAAUGUCAUGUAAAUAAUGUAUAAUUAUCAUUUCUCUUUCCUUCUCUCGCGGUCUCUUCGCGGUUGUUGUAUUAAGUGUUGUACCACGAAAGAUUGGUCUUAUAUCGAGGAGGCCCAAACAACUUCGACCCUAUCCGUGUCGUAAUUUCUUAAAUUCUGUAAUAGAAUGGUUUACUUCAAAUUAUGUUAUUCUAAAAUUAUUAAUUACUUAUUGCUUAUGUUUUAAGUGUUAAAAAUAAAAUGAUUAAUAAGGAAAAGACGUUAGGUCAAAAUAUAACUUUUUUUUUUAAAUUUUGUGACAUUCCCAGUAUGUAUCGUGACGAAAAUCGCAUUCCAAAGUUAUUUUCAUUUACAUCUAAAAAUAUUCAUCUGUCAAAUUCAAAUGCUCAUAUUUUAAUAAUUAACCAUGUUAUGAUAAAUUUAAAC
This is a messenger RNA of Vanessa atalanta (red admiral), 4405 nucleotides long. RefSeq names its product transcription termination factor 2 (gene lds). The record is from RefSeq and is a predicted model, not a curated record. The transcript has 18 exons. Gene Ontology annotation, molecular function: ATP-dependent chromatin remodeler activity; ATP binding. Bases 97 to 3972 code for a protein of 1291 amino acids. Lineage: Eukaryota; Metazoa; Arthropoda; Insecta; Lepidoptera; Nymphalidae.